AUGGAAGCAAGACUCAACGAUCUCACUCCCGAAGAAGAGAAAAUUAUUUACAACAGCAGCAUGUAUGUGGCUUCUAUGGAACCACUUUACAAGAGUCGUGAUUCCAUAUUACGAGAGAGUGGCUGUUCCGAUCCGAAUCAAUUACCUCCUAUUCAGAAACAAUUAUACGAUGCAGCCAACUCAAGUUUGAAGAUGAUGGAAGAUCAAUUAUUUUCAGUUGGAACAUUGGUCUCUUCCGUUUCAAUGCAAAUGCAUAAAUCACCUGAUGUUGGUAUCGAGCUUCGGACCUUGUUUAGAGUGUUGAUUAGACAUUUGGAUCGAUUAGGAAUGUUCAAAACAACUUUCCUUGCCAUGUUCAUUCAGCUGACUUUUGGUACUCGUUCUAAAACGGAUUUUUUAGUUGAAUUGUUACAUGAUGAGAGAGUGUAUCAAUAUUUGAAGUUAGAAAUUGAGAGUACUGUUGAAAACCAUGUUCUUCUUGCUCCAAUAAUGCCCGCACUUGCAAACAAUGAUUGGAGUUUGUUUGUAGAGAAAUUUGAGCCCUUAUACUUUACUUUAAAUGCUACCUCUGGAAAUGCAUAUUCCUAUGCAGCAAAAGUUUAUGAAGCUGUUUCAAAACAUCCUGAUCGUGUUCUGCCAUAUUUGAAGGAAGCAAUUAAUGCUCUUCAGGCCACAUCUGAAAAAGAAAAGUCUGAAACCAAGGAACAACAUCUUUUGAAUUGUAUCUUUAAUUUGGUGAAUGCUAAUCCUGAAGCUCUUUUUAAUGGUCCCGAUUCCUCUGAACUGAUUGACAAGAUCAACAAGAUCACUCCUCUACUUUUUGAUACAAACAAAACGGUAAUGACUGAAAUAUUUUCUAUUGGUGAAAAAUUGAAAGAAUCUAAUGCAAAUGACUUGAGUUUCGAAGAUGGAGAAUAUCUUCUUAUGGUUGAAUAUAAUGGAAAAAAGAAGAAAAUUAAGGAGAAGAGCAAUCAAACUUUGGCUUCAUUAUUGAAGGUAAUCUUUGAAAAAUGUCAAAUUGAAGAAGAUUGUUCUGAUUUGAAUCAUCUCUAUGACAAGGGAUAUAUUGUUGAGUAUUUUGAAAAUGGUAUUAAUGAUUGGGUUGAAUUAGAAUGGAUUGAGGACAUUCCAAAAACACCUUCUGUUGCAAAAAUUCGAAUUAUAAAAGAAAAGGUUGAAAAUGAACAAAUGGAACAAAUUGUUGAGAGAAAUACCAACAUUCAGUUAGUGAAUGAAAAGUAUCAAAUUUUGAAGAGACUUGGAAAGGGUGGUUUUGGUACAGUAUACCUCGCAAACAAUUUCUCUGAGGUGAUUCCAACCUUGGCAGCUCUUAAAUACAUUGAAAUUGACAGCGUGAUCAACUUUAACCGUUCCAUGAGAGAAGGAAUUCAAAUGCUUCAACUCGAUCAUCCAAAUAUUGCGAAAAUAUUUGACGUCUUUGAAGUUCAAAGCAGUGAUAUUGGUUUAAUGGGUGUAGAGACGAAACGUUAUUUGUGUUUUGCCAUGCCUUACUAUAGUCAUGGUGACUUGUACGACUUGGUGAAAAAUGCACCACAUGUCUUGACACCACUCAUGAUUCGAUCUAUUAUGAAGCAAUUAAUGGAAUCACUCACGUAUCUUCAUGAUGAAAUGAGCAUUGUCCAUCGUGAUAUUAAACCUCAAAACGUGCUCAUUGACUCUAUUAAUAUUCAUGCAAAGACAUUGAAACCAAUUUUGUCUGACUUUGGUUUGGCAAAGACCCUCCUUAAGACGGAGACGCAAAUUGCUGGUACAGCCUCCUACAUGUCUCCUGAGAUGACCUCUCGUAAGGGAUACGACUUAAAGACCGAUGUUUGGUCUAUGGGAGUGAUGUUUUACCAACUCGUUUCCGUUGGAGAUUUUAUCACUGAUGUGAAAGGUAAAAUUAUUGAGAACGAUACAGAUUAUUUGAGGACACAAAUUCAGAGAGCUUGGAGUAGUUCAUCAGGGUCUUCGGCGGCAGACAUGGAAAUCAUCUCGGUUCUCGCAGACAUUACUUUUGAAAUGUUGAAGGUGAAUCCCGACGAACGAUUGUCGGCCAAUGAAGUAUUACAGAAAUUGCAAUAA
This is a messenger RNA of Naegleria fowleri, 2085 nucleotides long. RefSeq lists its product as uncharacterized. The record is from RefSeq and is a predicted model, not a curated record. NCBI's taxonomy places the organism in Eukaryota, Heterolobosea, Eutetramitea, Acrasida, Naegleriidae. Gene Ontology annotation, molecular function: protein serine/threonine kinase activity; ATP binding. Gene Ontology annotation, cellular component: nucleus. Bases 1 to 2085 code for a protein of 694 amino acids. The transcript has 3 exons. Gene Ontology annotation, biological process: protein phosphorylation; mitotic DNA damage checkpoint signaling.